Molecule: messenger RNA, 5442 nt
Organism: Sander lucioperca (pikeperch)
Lineage: Eukaryota; Metazoa; Chordata; Actinopteri; Perciformes; Percidae
Gene: klf12b
Product: Kruppel-like factor 12b
Exons: 6
Coding region: 276-1343 (355 amino acids)
Biological process (GO): regulation of transcription by RNA polymerase II
Molecular function (GO): RNA polymerase II cis-regulatory region sequence-specific DNA binding; DNA-binding transcription factor activity, RNA polymerase II-specific
Source: RefSeq, a predicted model, not a curated record
AGUACAACAGUUCUCUGUGCGCUCCCAUUCAUUUCCUGAGAACUGCCUGAGCCGAGCAGCUGAGAGGCAGAAGGGGAGGGAGCUGCUCACUCACAUACACUCACUCUCACUCACACACACGCGCAUUGUCACAAACACACAUACACAAGCACAUACACGCAGAGUGAGAGGAGAGAAGAGGAGAGGGAGAGGAGGAGAGGAGACAGAGAGGAUUGUAGAAAGGAAAACAGUCUCCACGGCUCUGCAGCUUCUGACAAGGCAGCCUAAGAAACAGGAUGUUAAUGCUUGACGGAAUGCCUGCGGUCCGAGUCAAAGCUGAGCCCCUGGAAUCGGAACAAGGGUUACCUAAAGUGCGCCCUUACUCUGCAAUGGACGGCGUCCCCUUCUUCCUCAGCAGAGUUAAACACGAACCUCCAGAAGACCUGCUCGCUAACGACCUGCACUUCUACACACAGACCGAGCCUGUCGACCUGUCAAUCAACAAACCCCGCCCCUCCUCUUCAUCAACCACCCCUACCACCACCUUGUCAUCCUCCCCUCUCAGAUACGCUUUCUCCCCGUCUUCUUUAUCGUCGUCAUCCUCCUCCUCCUCCUCUCCAUCGGUUAUCACCUCAGCCUCAUCUGUGCUAACCCCUGGAACCGGGCUGAGAGGUCAGCCGUAUUUGCACAUUCUGCACUCUGUGCCGCCGCCUCCAUCCAGCCCAUUGAGCCUGCAGGGAGCGGGGAAGCUUGCCAGCCAUGUUCACCGCAUCCCAGUUGUGGUACAGUCACUGCCACUCAUGUACACCACUGCCGUUCGAUCACCCUCCAGCCUCAACAACCCCAUCAUGCUACCUCUGCUGGACGAGGUGAAAAACCAUGGCAAAGCACACAUAGACCCCAACGGCCUCUCGCCAAGGCAGAUCAAGAGUGACAGCGAUGACGACGACCUGCCAAACGUGACCUUGGAUAGUGUUAAUGAGACCGGCUCUACUGCGCUGUCUAUAGCCCGUGCUGUACAAGAUUCCAUGUCCCCGUUCAGUAUUGACAGCAUACGGCGCCCCCGGAGGUCAGAGUCACCAGAUUCCAAAAAGAGAAGAAUUCACAGAUGUGACUUUGAGGGCUGCAAUAAGGUGUACACCAAAAGCUCCCAUUUAAAAGCACACCGGAGGACACAUACAGGGGAAAAGCCAUACAAAUGCACCUGGGACGGCUGCACGUGGAAGUUUGCCCGCUCUGAUGAGCUGACGAGGCAUUACAGAAAACACACAGGGGUGAAGCCCUUCAAGUGUGCAGACUGUGACCGCAGCUUCUCCAGAUCUGACCACUUGGCCCUGCACCGACGGAGACACAUGCUAGUGUGAAUAAGAUGGAGAGAGAUAAAGAGAUAAAGAGAGAGAGAGAGAGAGAGAGAGAGAGAGAGAGAGAGAGAGAUCAAAGGAACAGACACACAAACACAGGCAGCCGGGGGAGCGGGAUCUCCCUAUGAAUGUUUUUCAGCUGGCCUGGACGCACACACGUACACAUUCAUAUAUACACACACACACACACACACACACACACACACACACACACACACACACACACACACACACACACUCAUCCGUCAUAAGGAGAGAAGAUGGAGGGGUGCACAGAGCUUGUGGAGUACAAAACAGGGUCACUUUUGGAUCCUCUUUGGGUUGGAAGGAAUAGACGGCAGGAUCUGUUAUUGUUAUUCUUUGGAGUAUAAUAGGGAACUGUCUUUUACAGCACUGUUUGUAAAUGUUUCACUUUGAUUUUUAAAGAUAAACUCGCACUCUUUAUUUGGACAAAAAAAUAUAUAUAUAAUGCAAUCGCAACAGUCUCUUUUUGGUAUCUUUCUUUUCAUUAUUGUUAAAAUGGCUGCUUUUCCAGCACUCAUAAUGUGAAAGACCCCAUUUAAUGGAAUGGAUUUCCUCUGUGAGCAGAAAGAAGUUAGGCCUGGACUAGAUCACAGGAAAGGACUUGGGCCUAGUUGGAGUUACAGGCAGUAUUGUUGCGCCGUGCAUCCAUUUGAGUCUGAUGUGUGACCAAUAGAGGGCUGCAUUUAAUCACAGAUGGUUUCCUUUGCCUCCUGGAGCCUGCUCUUCUAUCUGAGGCAUCCCAUAUAGAAGCUCAAAGAGGGCUGGACUUUCACCUGUCUCACAGCCAGCAAAUGGUAAAUGACAUUAACUCAAAUAGCCACAGCCUGAAUGGAUUAACCUCAUCUACACGUCUACUUUUACAGAUAUUCAUUGCUUUAUUUCAAACAAUUAAAACUGGACAAGCACAUCUUCACACCAGCAAAGAAACACACCGUUUAUGACCCGCUCACUGGGCCGGACAACCCCAAAUCUCAUCAGUGCUAUUCUUUAUGUUGAGCCUCUUGAAAGCAUUUCUUAAAAAAAAAAAUAUUUGGUGGAAUUUGUGCUGUGAUUAGCAAUCAGUAAAGUGCAAUCUUAAAGGAUAAAUAUACUUUCAGUAUGACAACGUUUUGUUUAUUGAAUCUUACUUUUUUCUUUUUAAAUGCCUGCUUAUUGCUUAUGUUUGACUCAGAAAAAUACAACCCCUCAUGUACAGUGAACUUUGAAACAAUCAGAGGAGAUUUCUAGUAUGUGAAAAAAAAUUAGAGGCACCUUACAGACUCAUGCUUUUUAUUCUGUCCCGAUUGAUCUGUUUUUUUUUUUUUUUGUUUUUUUAUUAUUCAGCUCUGUUUUCUCAGCUGGGUUUGACAGUGAAAGGAACUUGCGUUGUGGUUUUGCACAACGGCACUUGAACCAUAAGCUGAAACUGACAUCAGCUGCAGUGUUACAGGGAUAGUGUGCUACCUGAUGUACAAUACAGAAGAGCAAUAUAUACUGAACAAAUUGAUGAGAAGGAACGCCUUCUCGUUGUUCUGUUUGCUGAUGUCAAUACAGGAGGAGAAGUUUCUAACUGGGCCAACUCCUCACUCUGUACCACGACGCCCUCUGUUUGAUUGGUUUGUAGCUCCAGCACAAGGCUCCACUCUGAUGUGUCUCAGUUACUCCGAAUCAUUUUAUUUUGUUUUGUUUGUCUCAGAUACAGAAAGUCACUUGAAAUGUUUCACCUCAGACCAGAUAUAUGAUGUGAUUUACCUGAGAUUUGGAUAUAUAUAAUGCUGAAAAAUUGAGGACUCACAUAUGCAUACAUACAAAGUACAUAGAAUUAAAACAAUACAUACACAUGUACAGUACAUACAUGAAUACAUUAUGUAAGUACAGUAAGACUACAUUUUAGAUGCAGUUACUGGCAGAAAUAUCUUACCUCUUAGAGAACAUCACUUAACCUUAAUCAGGAAAUUUAAUGAAAAAGUUUUUUAUAGUCAUAAUGACAGAUAUGUUUCCAAGUAUUUUCAAUACUCUUCAUGCUGUGUAAGACCUGCACACAUAAACUCAGAGCAUCAGGCCAUCCCAUAUUAUUUGAUAGUGCUGCUAAAUGCAUUUAUUGGAUCGAAGCCAGUAAAAAGAAAUGGCAACCUUUUUGAUAAUAGCACCUUGAAAACCACUCACUCACACACUCAUACACAUAUACACACACACCUGCACACUUUGCAUUUAACAUCCUCACUUUCAGUAAAGUAACCAAAUCCAGGAAGUCAUUUCCACACAUGCACCCAAUGUAUGUGAUACCCAUUUGAUGUAAUGGAGAAUGGUAAUGUAUGUUAUCAUUAUUUAUGUAUAUUCUUUGCGCACGUGUCAUUAUGCCCAGUUGUAUUAUCAUUUUGGCAAAAGCAUAUCAGCACCUUGUUUGUUUAUUAGUAUGAUUUCAAAUUAUUUUAUUUCAGAUGUCAAUUUAUAAACAAUAAUCAUGAUCAUAUUUUAUCCUCCAUAUAAUGUAUAAGAGCAAUUUAUUAUUGAGGGGCCCUUCAUCUUUUCAUACAAAUCUUUUUCUUCUGUAAAAAGGAUCUUUUGAAAUGUUGUAAUAUAUGUGAUAGUGAAGAUAAAAGUUAUUACAAAGUUCUACAGCCUGUAUAUACAUUUGAAAAAUAGGGCUUUUGAUUAGUAGAUGCAGGAAAUACAUUUAUACAUGUAAAGUCUUUUUUCAGAGACUGUAAUUUAUCUAAUUUGAUAUACAGUGAAAUGGGGCUAAUGGUAUCCACCAUGUAAAUUAUCAUAUGUGAUGUUAUAGAACAGUUUGCUUUCUUUGGUUUGUGGUUAAAUAAGUUCAUGAUCAAAUCAUUUUUAUUCCCAAGGCUGAACCAGUGUUUGCUCUAUUCAACAAGUUAUUUAUAUACAUUGACCAUAUUAAGGUACUCAAUUCCCUGUGUUGCUAUUUUGCUAUACCCGGACAAGAAAUUACAUUGAUCAAGCACAUAUCAACAACACGUGUACUCUCGUAUUCAGUGUAUAACGUUGCAUGCCUUAAUACACCAGUUUUGCUAGAUUCAAUUAGACUUGAAUAUGGUGUCUCCACAGGACAGAGUGUAUUAUAAUUCAAUUCAGCAUCGCUUUCCUCAUUUUAAAAGCAUAAUUUUGUUACGGUAACCAGGGUCAAAGUUAUGCAAUAAUAAUGAAUAGUGCCUCAUAUUGCAAACUUGUAAUAUCAACUGCACUGUGCAGAGUUCGGAUUUCAACACGUUUGUUCAAUUUAAUAAAUAUCCAAUGGUAAACCAUCCAUUUUGAAGAAGAAAAAAAGCACAGACAACAUUAUGCAAGUUGGACCUUUAAUGUUUAACUUUCUUUUCGCACUGAGCCUUAUGUCAUGUGUCAAAUGCAGCAUCCUCCCAUAACACUUUCACAGGCUGUUUAUAACUCGCGUUAUUACUUUGCUUACAAUAAGUCACUUCCUCUAAGUUGGAACAAAAGUGAGUUACAAUGAUGUUUCAUACAAUGGUGUUCAUCACAAGAACUCAACAUGGAAGAUAAUGAGGAAUCUUGUGUCUGGCAUUCCGGCUGUAGAGCGACACCUUUGUUAACGAAUACUGAUAAUACACUUCUCUUCAGUUCAAUAUCUAUUUUACUUUCUGUGUAACAUCUGCUUUUGAUUUCCUGGUUUUGAAAAUUUAAGUAGUAAAGCCAAUGCCUAUGUUUCAAGUUUGCUGAUAUUGCGUACAGUAAUCGUUGUUCCUGUAUUUAUGUAAAGUGAGUGUAGUGUAAAUAUAUUCAGAUCUUUUCAUUCUUACCAUAAAAAAAAAAAAAAAAAAAGUUGUGAUAUUGCUCAGCAUUGCUUCAAAAGGGAGAUUCUGCUCAUGGAAUUCCACAUCUGUAAAAGAAAUUUUUAAUCCUGAUAUUUUUCAAAACUUCGAGAACAGGUGUCCUUUUUUUCUGUUUUUCCGCUUUUUCUUUUCUUCAAGAGUUGUUUAAGUAUCCAGUCAGUGUUUUGCCUUUUUCUCUGUAUUUUUCAUAUGGAUGGAGCUGUGAAAUUAAAAUAAGUUCAAACAUAUACAUGUAUAUUAAUAUGAAUGGAGGCAUGAAGGUUAAUAAAGUUGCAUUUUGUAUGUAA